Messenger RNA from Trichophyton benhamiae CBS 112371, 3087 nucleotides. Its product is annotated as zinc-binding oxidoreductase, putative. The transcript has 7 exons. The record is from RefSeq and is a predicted model, not a curated record. NCBI's taxonomy places the organism in Eukaryota, Fungi, Ascomycota, Eurotiomycetes, Onygenales, Arthrodermataceae. The coding region runs from base 1 to 3087 and encodes 1028 amino acids. Gene Ontology annotation, biological process: polysaccharide metabolic process. Gene Ontology annotation, cellular component: fungal-type vacuole. Gene Ontology annotation, molecular function: starch binding; oxidoreductase activity; glucan 1,4-alpha-glucosidase activity.
AUGCGGGUAACCAGUCUGCUAUGGUCUUCCCUGGUUAUACCGGCUGCUGUGGGCUUUCAGGUUCGGUUUAAGCCAUCCGAGGAUACUGCUCUCGACACCGUGGACGAUGGUACACUGCAGAGCUUGCUCGAUAACAUCGGGUUGAACGGCUCGAAUGCCUGGGAUACGAGGCCGGGGUUGGUUAUAGCUAGUCCUAGCAAAAAGGAUCCAAACUAUUUCUUUACCUGGACGAGAGACUCGGCUCUAGUGCUUAAGUGCAUUACCGACGCCUUUGCAGCUGGAAAUACCGCUCUACAGGAGACAAUCCACGAAUACAUCUCAUCUCAAGCUCGCAUCCAGUUGUUAAACACUCGCUCUGGUGGUUUGUCAAGCGGAGGGCUCGGAGAACCGAAAUAUCGAGUGGACGAAACCCCGUAUAAUGAGGACUGGGGCCGACCUCAGGCUGAUGGACCUGCGCUAAGAGCUACUGCCUUGAUUGCAUACGCAAGAUGGCUUCUUGAAAAUGACUACUAUGAUGUAGCUAAAUCGAUUGUUUGGCCGGUUGUCAAAAAUGACCUUUCAUAUGUUAGCGAACACUGGAACACUACGGCCUUUGAUCUAUGGGAGGAAGUAAAUAGUCCAUCCUUUUUCACCACUAUCGUCCAACACCGGGCUUUGGUGGAAGGUAUAAACAUAGCGCGUGCAUUGGACGAAACCUGCCCUCAUUGCGAAUCUCAGGCACCCCAAGCACUCUGCUACUUGCAAUCGUACUGGACUGGAACCGCCGUCCGGUCGAACUAUGGUCAAGGUCGCUCCGGGCUUGAUGUAGCCUCUAUUCUAGGCUCUAUCCACACAUUUGACCCCGAAGGAGAAUGUGACGACACCACCUUCCAACCUUGCUCUGCGCGAGCACUAGCAAACCACAAGGCAGUCACAGAUUCCUUCCGGUCCAUCUAUAAGAUUAACGGUGGUAUCAAGCAGGGCGAGGCCGUGGCCGUCGGCAGGUAUCCCGAAGACGUAUACUUUAAUGGAAACCCAUGGUAUCUAGCUACUUAUGCUGCUGCAGAACAACUAUACGAUGCCAUGUAUCAAUGGAACAAGAUAGGAAAAAUCACGGUGACUGAUGUUUCCAUGCCUUUCUUCAAGGAUAUAUAUCCCGAAGUGCAGACAGGGACACACGAGUCUUCCAGCCCGGAGUUCGGCAAUAUCAUUGCCGCAGUGAAGGCUUAUGCAGAGGGGUAUAUUGAGGUUGCAAAAAAAUACACCCCGUGCACAGGAAUGCUGUCAGAGCAGUUUUCCAGAGAUAAUGGAACACCAUUGUCUGUGGCGGAUCUCACCUGGUCAUAUGCAUCGUAUCUAACCGUAAUGGCCCGACGCAACUCCGUCGUUCCGGCUUCCUGGGGAGAGAAGAACGCCCGAGAUAUCCCAUCUACUUGUGUGCCAUCAUCGGCAACCGGGCCAUACCAAACGGCUACUAUAACCCAUUGGCCACCGAACCUCACCCCCACUGCUCAGCCGUCGCCUUGCCCUACGGCUUUGCCGACAAAGAAUAAUGUCCGCUUCAGACUGCUCGCUACGACACAGGUGGGCGAAGACGUCUUCCUGGUUGGAUCUAUCCCAGAGCUAGGCUCGUGGGACGUCAAGAAGGCUGUUCCGCUCAACGCCGACAUAUAUGCAGACAACUGUCACCAAUGGUAUGUUGACAUUGAGCUUCCGACUGCCGUGGCUUUCGAGUACAAGUUCAUCCGCAAGAGAGGAGGAGAGGUGAUAGCCUUUUAUCAAAUCAAUAUCCUAUUCUACACAUCCUCCCUCAACCCCGACAUCCCGAUCUACAGCCAAAAGCUAGCCAACACCACCACGCACGCGCAGAGCUUGGAGCUCGUAUUCCCCCAUCCGCUUAGCGAGACGACAGGGGCUGCUAGAAGAGCAGACAGUGACUAUAAAAAGGCCUUCUUGCCUCCUCUCUCCUCCCCCCCCAUCUUUCAUUGUUCAGUUUCAUCUGUUAACUCAUCUCCUCACAGGUUUUCCUCUACGCUUCUACGACAGAACCGACAACCAGCACUGAUACCCUACGAAGAAAAGCCAGAAAAAAAAUACCAAUAUACCCAAGAUAUGGCUUCAGUUACCUCUGUUCCCAAGACUGGACGCUCAGUCAACCAGGACGUGCCGGCAACGACGCUGACGCUGCAGACGCGUCCAACGCCCGCCCCCAACUUCGACGAGGGCGAGCAUCUCAUCCGCGUGCACGCCACCGCGCUGUGUGCAGGCGAGCUUUACUGGCACACCUAUGUCACUUUUACCAAGGAGGAAACGGUGCCCGGACCAGACGUGGCAGGCACGGUCGUGUUGGCUCCUCCUUCCUCGCCAUUCAAGCCAGGUGAUGAUGUUUACUGCCGCAUUCCUUAUUCGCGUGCGGGAGGUGCGAGGGACCACACAAUCGCACUUACCUCCGAAUUGGCACGCAAACCAAAGAAUCUGACCUGGGAAGAAGCCGCCACCGUGCCUCUGUCCGCCCUUACCGCCUGGCAGGCACUUUUCGACCAAUCUGGCUUGUGGGAGGGGCCAGAGGACGAGAGAGUGAAAGGGAAGAGAGUUGCUGUCACCGCGGCGUCGGGGGCAGUCGGGAUGUGGAUUUUGCAAUUUGCAAGGAUUGCCGGGUUCGACGCUGUAAUUGGAACGUGUGGUGAUGGAAACGAAGACUUUGUCAAGUCAAUGGGAGCCACGGACGCCGUCAACUACAAGACAACCUCAUUGACCGCGUGGGCAGCAGAGAAACAAGGACGAAAGGCUGAUUUGGUAAUCGACUGCUUUGGAGGAAAGAGCCUGGCCGAUGCUUGGGGCUGUGUCAAGGAUGGUGGUGUGCUGAUCAGCAUGGUUGGAUAUCCGGAACAGGAGAAGCCAGCUGGGCUUGAGGUGAAGGACGUGAAGAGCCACUUUUUCAUCAUGGAGCCCAGGGGUGAUCAGUUGCAGAAGGUUACGGAGUUGGUGGAGCAAGGUAAAUGUUCUUUCUUGAUGGACAGCGUCUACCCAUUGGAGCAAUUUCAGGAGGCUACAGACAAAGUGGAAAGCCGACGUGUCAGGGGCAAAGUGGUGUUGAAGGUGCUUUAG